Molecule: messenger RNA, 950 nt
Organism: Staurois parvus
Lineage: Eukaryota; Metazoa; Chordata; Amphibia; Anura; Ranidae
Source: the annotation of a GenBank genome assembly
AUGGCGCUGGACUGCUACCGGACGGAUGACAUGUACAAGGCGCUCAUGGUCUCCGGCGGCACCCUGCCAAGAGCCAAGAAGGGUUCUCCAAUGGGCUGGAAGAACGUGAGCCAGACAUCUGAACAUUACAGAAAAAUAGUUACUUUGGAGAAGGAAGAAUCUGAAACUUUUGGGUUUGAGAUUCAGACCUAUGGAUUGCACCAUAAAGACAAGAAUACAGUGGAAAUGUUUACAUUUGUCUGCCGGGUACAUGAAGGAAGCCCCGCUAUGCUGUGUGGCCUAAAAGUUGGUGAUAUAAUUGCUGGAGUUAAUGGUCUCAAUGUGGAAGGAAUCAGACACAAGGAAAUUGUAGAGCUGAUAAAGGUUUCUGGGAAUAAAAUAAGGCUGGAGACUGUUUAUGGUUCUUCCAUCAGGAGAGCUGAAUUGGAGGCCAGGCUCCAGUAUCUAAAGCAAACUUUGUAUGAGAAAUGGGAGGAAUAUCGCUCGCUCAUGGUGCAGGAGCAGAGACUCCUACAUGGCAUUGUUGUGAAGGACCCCAGCGUGUAUGACACAUUGGAAUCCGUCAGGUCAUACAUCUAUGGGACAGUGCCUCAAUGCACCAAAGAACCAAGCACCUUGGCCACUGGAAGUAUAUGCAGUAGUGCAAGUUGCUUGAGUACUGCUGAAGACAAUGAGGAUGCUGUGUAUCAGACCUGCUACUUCAGCUCAGACUCUACAGAUGAAAUCAACAACAUUCCCAACAAAAACACACUCAAGCCUUUUAAGUCACCACUGACUCGUAGCUCAAGUGUAAAGUGUGCAAGCCCUGCAACGAACUGGGAUAAGCCAAAAGAGCAGAGUACAUUUGUAUCUUUACCCAGGAAAAAAAACACAAAAGUUUUCGCAAAAGACUCUUAAAGUUUAUUCCUGGACUAAACAGAUCAUUGGAAGAGGAGGCCAGCCCUCUUUAG